AUGUCGCAAAAUAAUUGUAAAAAACCCAAACAUAUUCUGCACAUGAAUUUAAAGGAAAAACAAACUUUUUUGGAUUCAUUUGAUAUUGUCCUCUCCGAUUGUGAUGGAGUUUUGUGGAAUAUAUCUGCUCCUAUUCCCAAUGCAGGUGCUGCUAUUAAUCUUCUUAAAAUUGCCGGCAAGGCGUUUAAAUACGUAUCCAAUAAUGAUGGUCGUAGGUCUACUGAAGCUUAUAUCAAAAAGGUCGAGAGUAUAGGUGCUCGAAAUAUUUUGAAGAAUGAUUUUAUAUUACCAUUUAAAGUACUUGCAAGACAUGUUAAACUAAAUUACCCCAGCGAGACAUGCUAUUGCAUUGGCACGGAAACAUUCUGUCAGUCAUUGAAGGAAACAGAUGUGGAAGUUCAAAAUGUCACACCCGGAUUUGAUAUAAAACCUGAUAAACUCAUUAAUGCGGUAACACCAAUUGAAAAUGCCAAAUUGGUUAUCGUAGACAUACACAUUAAUAUGACAUUCAUCGACUUGGCCUUGAUUCAUCAAUAUCUAUUGAAAAAGAAUUGUAUGGUCUACAUCAAUGCGGUUGAUGAUCGAUUGACAGUAUCUAAAGAUUUAAAAAUAGUUGGACCUGGUCUAUUUACACAAGCCCUUGUCGAAUGUGCAGAAAGAGAUUUGAUCAUAUUUGGUAAACCGAGCGAUAUAAUGGCAGAAUACAUAGUUGAUGAAUUUCAAAUCAGCGAGCGUAAACGAGCACUGUUUGCAGGCGAUAAUCUAUUUGCUGAUAUCAAAUUUGGUAUUCAACAAGGAUUUCAAACAUUAUUCGUUCCAACAGGGGUCCAUAGCAUUACAGACAUGAUGACGCAGAUGCCAGAAAAUCAACCGGACUAUUAUGCUGAUGGUCUGGGAGACUUUGUGGAAUUUUUUAAUGAUAUAACAGAAAGUUUGUCCAAGUAAUAUUCAGUCGACAUCAAUAGCUAGCUUAAAAUUGGAGAACGGAAAAUAUGCAAAUGCGUAUUUUGAAUGGAGCGUUGGAAAAAGAUUUGAAAUCACCGAUUUUUUUAUCUAAAGCCCAAAAAUUUUACAUAUAUUCCUAAAGGCGCAUUUUAUUUGCAUAUUUUUCGCCCUGUAGAAAUAAUGACGAUAUUUUAAAACCUGAACCAUAAUAAACAAAUAAAUUAAUUGAGACGAAUGAAUUUCGUCUGUAGCUAGA
Molecule: messenger RNA, 1201 nt
Organism: Stomoxys calcitrans (stable fly)
Lineage: Eukaryota; Metazoa; Arthropoda; Insecta; Diptera; Muscidae
Exons: 4
Coding region: 1-945 (314 amino acids)
Cellular component (GO): cytoplasm
Molecular function (GO): phosphatase activity
Source: RefSeq, a predicted model, not a curated record